UUGGGACAACACCUUGUCAGGAUGCUGUGUACGCCGGAACCGUCUAGACGCCGCGGACGUCCCGUUUAAAGUUCGGAUUUGCGCAUGAAACGGGAAAACUGGUGAUGACAGAUAUGCAGCUCCCAUUGGUGGCAUGUUUGUCUAUCGUCGCUGUGGCGCCGCGGCCUUCGCCUAAGAAUCUUUUGUGUAUGAAGCUCAAGCGCAAGCCUGAGGAGCCCAGUUCCCUUCAAGCCUCAGUACUCCCAACGCUCGGUGCUCUGUACCAGACCAUCGACAACAUGUCAUCUGACACAAGUGCAGAGCUGAUAUCGGAGCUGUACGAAGCGUGAGUUACUUCACUC
This is a messenger RNA of Phanerochaete carnosa HHB-10118-sp, 341 nucleotides long. RefSeq lists its product as uncharacterized. The transcript has a single exon. The coding region runs from base 105 to 329 and encodes 74 amino acids. Lineage: Eukaryota; Fungi; Basidiomycota; Agaricomycetes; Polyporales; Phanerochaetaceae. The record is from RefSeq and is a predicted model, not a curated record.